AUGCAAUCCGAUGACAAAAGCACUGUGAAGCCCUCUCUCUGCUUUCCCACCGGCUCCCAGAUCGCCAGCUCCUACAUGACCACCACGACCACCACCACCAUCACAAAGCCCCUCUCUGUGGGGCUAAAGAAUGAAGGGGAGAAAUUAGAAAAGGUUCUCCAACAAUGGGGAGAAGACAUCCGUCCCGAAAUGAAAGAAGAUAUACACGACCCCAGCUACCAGGAUGAGGAGGGGCCCCCGCCCAAGCUGGAGUACGUCUGGAGAAACAUCAUCCUCAUGGCCCUGCUGCACUUGGGGGCCCUGUAUGGGAUCACACUGGUUCCGUCCUGCAAGGUCUACACCUGGAUCUUCGUGUGUGUGUCCUAUGUAUUUACUGGCCUAGGCAUCACGGCCGGGGCUCAUCGCCUGUGGAGUCACCGAACUUACAAGGCUCGGCUGCCGCUGCGGCUCUUUCUCAUCUUGGCCAACACUAUGGCUUUCCAGAAUGACGUGUAUGAAUGGGCCCGAGACCACCGCACCCACCACAAGUUCUCAGAAACACACGCUGACCCUCACGAUUCCCGGCGUGGCUUUUUCUUCUCUCACGUGGGCUGGCUGCUUGUGCGCAAACACCCGGCUGUCAAAGAGAAGGGCGGAAAACUGGACAUGUCUGACCUAAAAGCUGAUAAACUGGUCAUGUUCCAGAGGCGGUACUACAAGCCCGGCAUCCUGUUGAUGUGUUUCAUCCUGCCCAUGCUGGUGCCCUGGUAUUGCUGGGGUGAAACUUUUCUACACAGUUUGUAUGUUGCCACGUUACUGAGAUAUGCCUGCGUGCUCAAUGCCACCUGGAUGGUGAACAGUGCUGCCCACCUUUAUGGGUAUCGCCCUUAUGACAAGAACAUUGGAGCCCGAGAGAAUAUGCUAACUUCAAUGGGAGCUCUGGGCGAGGGCUUCCACAACUACCACCACGCCUUCCCCUAUGACUACUCCGCCAGUGAGUACCGCUGGCACAUCAACUUCACCACGUUCUUCAUCGACUGCAUGGCUGCCCUAGGCCUGGCUUAUGACCGGAAGAGAGUAUCUAAGGCUGCUGUCAUGGCCAGGAUUAAAAGGACUGGAGAUGGGAGCUGCAAGAGUGGCUGAGUUCCUGGUACAAAUGUCACCUGGGCAGAAGUUCAGUGUUCUGCUAAUAACUAUAAAGUAAUAUUACCAGGAUGCUAAAGAUGACCUUGAUCUACCUGGGAGCUCGUGCCUGUAAUCUCAGCACUCAGGAGGCAGAGGCAAGUGGAUCUUAGUGAGUUCAAGAACAGCUUGGUUUACAGAGUGAGUUGCAAGACUGCCAGAGCUACACAGAGAAACCUUAUCUCAGCUGUCCUGGAAUUCACACUGUAGAACAAGUUGGCCUUGAACUCAGAGAUCACCUGCCUCUGCCUCUCAAGUGCUGAGACUAAAGGUGUGCACCAUGCCAGCACAGCCCUGCUGUGUACAACACUCAUACGCUCAAGUAUCAAAAGGCAAUACCUUUUCUUUAUGAUGCCAAGCUGAUACACUUUUCGCCUAUCCUUUCUCUGAAUCUCCCUCAUCUCUAACAGUGUCAUUCAUAAGUCCUUUCUCGUCUAGCAUCCUUUUUAUAGUCCAGUGGUAAAGUCUUUGUCUUAGAAAACCCUCACUGAAGUGCCCUGUACUUCAAGGUAGGCACA
This is a messenger RNA of Phodopus roborovskii (desert hamster), 1679 nucleotides long. Its product is annotated as stearoyl-CoA desaturase 2-like. The record is from RefSeq and is a predicted model, not a curated record. Gene Ontology annotation, biological process: unsaturated fatty acid biosynthetic process; response to fatty acid. NCBI's taxonomy places the organism in Eukaryota, Metazoa, Chordata, Mammalia, Rodentia, Cricetidae. The transcript is spliced from 6 exons. Gene Ontology annotation, molecular function: iron ion binding; palmitoyl-CoA 9-desaturase activity; stearoyl-CoA 9-desaturase activity. Bases 1 to 1122 code for a protein of 373 amino acids. Gene Ontology annotation, cellular component: endoplasmic reticulum membrane.